Bactrocera oleae (olive fruit fly) is the source of this 1828-nucleotide messenger RNA. RefSeq names its product RNA-binding protein 12. Lineage: Eukaryota; Metazoa; Arthropoda; Insecta; Diptera; Tephritidae. The record is from RefSeq and is a predicted model, not a curated record.
AAUUUGCCAUAGGCUUCUGCCAACAUUUGCCAAAAGUAAAAUAAAGUUAAUGCAAAACUAUUAAUUUAAGAUGCUGUAAUAUGGAAAUUGGGCAAGAGAAAACAUCAAGAUUGACUGAUUAAGCGUGCAAACAACUGAACUUAAUCUUCAAAAUGACGAAGAUAAUAGAAAGACGCCAAUCAACGAAUACAGAGCAUCAAUUUGGAGGCACGCUCUUUAGAUUUUUAAGUUAGCUCUUUACGUUAAUGCUAUGAAAGAAGAAAAAGGUCAGCGAAAUUUCAAAAAUGUACAUUUAUGGGAUAAUAUGAAUGUUUAAGAAUCAAAGAAACUACCUAGGCGACCUACGCGAAAUUAUCUACUAUUUAAGUAAUCGCUAUUCCCCUUUAAUAGUGUUCUAAAAAUCACAGAUAUUGACAUAAGAAAGUCGAGGUGAAGAAAGCAGAAAAAGAAGCAUUAAGAAUUGAAUAACUUUACAACGGAGAAAAACUAUAAAACUAGCCAACUCACAGAAACAUAAAUUUAGUAUACAUUCUAAGUUCUACACGCAAGCGGCACGACUGCGCUCACGAAAUAUAAAAUGUUUUCCAAAUUAUUUAUUUUCCACGCUUUGAUUGCUUUGAGUAUCGCCGAUGUCAGCCUUUUGAGUCGCGCAUAUUUGCCACCCCACCAUAGUAAACCACAUGCAAUUGAACCUGCAAAGCCGCACCAACCACAAGUGCAACAUGUUGCAGUUCCACACGAGCAACCGGAUAUUAUAUUACUCGACGAGUCGGCCAAUGGCAACUCACAUGCUCUAAGGGAUGUCGAGCAAUCGCUGGAUAAAGAUCCCAUUACAAUAGCAAAGCAAAGUUUCACAGAUGAUAACGCCUCCAGUGAAUCCGUAAGCGAUCCAUUCUUUCAACCUGGUAUUGGUGGCUUUCCAGGCGCUGGAUUUCCACCCAGCUUUGUUGGACCACUAUAUCCGGGACAAGGUUUUACAGGAGCUGGCUUCCCGGGACAGGGUUUCCCUGGACAAGGCUUUCAGGGUGCUGGCUUCUCGGGACAAGGUUUCCCUGGACAAGGUUUUCCUGGCGCAGGCUUCCCGUCACAGGGCUUGCCAGGACAAGGCUUCCCUGGACAAGGAUUUCCGGGACAAGGAUUUCCGAGUGCAGGUUUUCCAGGACAGGGUUUUUCGGGAGCUGGCUUUCCUGGACAGGGUUUCCCUAGCCAAGGCUUCCCAGGACAGGGCUUCCCAGGACAGGGCUUUCCUGGACAGGGUUUUCCUGGCCAAGGCUUCCCUGGACAAGGCUUUCCUGGACAGGGUUUCUCCGGCCAAGGCUUUCCAGGACAGGGCUUUCCGGGAGCCGGUUUUCCAGGACAAGGCUUUCCCGGCCAAAUCUUCCCAUCACAAGCGGGCGGUUUUCCAGGCUUACCUUACCAAACAGCUUCACAGCAACAGUCCGGCGGCGAUUUCAACAAACCACAGCCCGUAGACGGUCUUAACCCUCGUAUGCAAGCAACGCCCAUAGCCAGCGAUACAGUUUAUGGCGCAAGCGGUGGUUAUGUCUACGACAAGCCCACAUAAUUUUUUUCCCAUUCCUAUUUUGGAAUUACUACGUGUUUACUUUAAGAUGAUUUUUAUUUGAUUUUAUGUGUUUUUUAUUAUUCUCUUCUUCUUUUACGAAGUUAAUGCUAAUUUUUCCAUAGUUGGAGGCUUUUAAUGCGCGGAAUCAAUUAGUAUUUUAGCACUCGGCGGACGAAACAAUGCGAAAGUGUAACACUUACAGUUAUGUAAAACAUUUCUAUUUCAUUUUUCUGCUGAAUAAAUUAUUUAUUUGAAAAAUAUUAA